Oncorhynchus kisutch (coho salmon) is the source of this 1747-nucleotide messenger RNA. RefSeq lists its product as uncharacterized. The record is from RefSeq and is a predicted model, not a curated record. Bases 63 to 1598 code for a protein of 511 amino acids. Lineage: Eukaryota; Metazoa; Chordata; Actinopteri; Salmoniformes; Salmonidae. The transcript is spliced from 8 exons.
AGCAAAUAAAGCGGCCGUGAAGAGACCUAACCUAUGACGUCCCAGUAAUAGAGAACUAUAAAAUGACAACGCUUCAAUAUUUGGGAAUAUCAGUACUUUUCAUCAUCGAUCUGUUGGGAGCUGUGAAUGCUGAAGUCAAUACAUUGACAGGGAGAGAGAGGCAGUCUGUCACUCUACACACUGGACUAACUGGACUACAGGCUGAUAAGAUAUUUUGGUUAUUUGGUCCAGUCAUUCCAAACACCUCAAUAGUUGAGAGUCAGGUCAUCAGAGGAGAGAACAUCACAGAAUUCAAAGGAAGAUUCCCAGACAGACUGCAGCUGGACAGAGAAACUGGAUCUCUCACCAUCAGAAAUCUCACCCUCAACAACUCUGGAGUUUAUCAGCUAGACAUUUUCAAUACACACAAAACAUCUCAGAGAUUCUAUCUAACUGUCUAUGCUCCAGUACCACUUCCUCAAGUCAAAAAAAUCCCUGAAGGUGAUUUUCUGGACAGUUCAUCAGAGAAGGGGAGCUGUUCAGUGGUGUGUUCUGUGGAGAACCGGAGAGACAUGACCCUGUCCUGGUACAGAGGAGAGAAGAGACUCAACCAGACCAGCAGCCCUGACCUCUCCACCAACCUGUCUCUCCCUCUGGAGAUAAAGCUACAGGACAACAAUAUCUACAGCUGUGUGGCUGCCAACCCAGUCAGCAACCAGACAACCAAACUCAACAUUGAAACACUCUGCCUUCAGUUUGUAGAGUCUGAUCCUUAUCUAAUCACAAUCGUUGUGAUAGUCCUUGGAAUAGGCCUGACGUUAUUUAUCGUAAUAUGCUGCAUCUGGAAAAGGAAAUAUAUUAAAGAUCUGUUGGGAGCUGUGAAUGCUGAAGUCAAUACAUUGACAGGGAGAGAGUGGCAGUCUGUCACUCUACACACUGGACUAACUGGACUACAGGCUGAUAAGAUAUUUUGGUUAUUUGGUCCAGUCAUUCCAAACACCUCAAUAGUUGAGAGUCAGGUCAUCAGAGGAGAGAACAUCACAGAAAUCAAAGGAAGAUUCCCAGACAGACUGCAGCUGGACAGAGAAACUGGAUCUCUCAGCAUCAGAGAUCUCACCCUCAACAACUCUGGAGUUUAUCAGCUAGACAUUUUCAAUACACACAAAACAUCUCAGAGAUUCUAUCUAACUGUCUAUGCUCCAGUACCACUUCCUCAAGUCAGAAAAAUCCCUCAAGGUGAUUUUCUGGACAGUUCAUCAGAGAAGGGGAGCUGUUCAGUGGUGUGUUCUGUGGAGAACCGGAGAGACAUGACCCUGUCCUGGUACAGAGGAGAGAAGAGACUCAACCAGACCAGCAGCCCUGACCUCUCCACCAACCUGUCUCUCCCUCUGGAGAUAAAGCUACAGGACAACAAUAUCUACAGCUGUGUGGCUGCCAACCCAGUCAGCAACCAGACAACCAAACUCAACAUUGAAACACUCUGCCUUCAGUUUGUAGAGUCUGAUCCUAAUCUAAUCACAAUCGUUGUGAUAGUCCUUGGAAUAGGCCUGACGUUAUUUAUCGUAAUAUGCUGCAUCUGGAAAAUGAAAUAUAUUAAAGGGUGCUGUGUAUCCACGUAAGGGAGUCCAGAAGAGGAGGACUCUGUUGGGUAGCCUACUCUGUCAGACCCUGCAUUUUUAUUUAUUUAUUUUCAUUUUACCUUUAUUUAACUAGGCAAGUCAGUUAAGAUCAAAUUCUUAUUUUCAAUGACGGCCUAGGAACAGUGGGU